AUGGCCAUAGCUGAGUUAGAAGUGGAAUCAGGAGUGCGAAAUGUCAACGAACUAAUCGCUCAGAAGCUUGAUGGAAGAACAGUAAAGGCCAUUAAGAAGCGACGGCAGACGAUGGAGUACAAGUUGAUCCUGGAGGAGAGGAGCAUCUCGCUGGGCACGGGACUGCUUGGGACGCUAGAGGAGGAGGUAAAUAGCGGGGAUGAAGCGCUUAUGAAGGCAGUCACAGGACCACCUGUAAGGGGCGAGAUUACGUUGUCGGAAUAUCUUCAGGCCUUCCUAUUUUUGAUACCUAGGUCAAUAAAAUCCGUUCGGCCUGUCCAUGAGAAGCCAAAGAUGAAGGUGGAGCAGUACCGACUCUUGGCGAACUCCAAGCUGAUCAAGCACCAGUGGAACGUGAAACAGCGGAGACUGAAGAUUGCAUCAAAGCACAAACCAUUCAAAAUCAAUCUCAUCGACUAUGAUUGGCUUUCUCGCGGCUGA
Molecule: messenger RNA, 480 nt
Organism: Soboliphyme baturini
Lineage: Eukaryota; Metazoa; Nematoda; Enoplea; Dioctophymatida; Soboliphymatidae
Source: the annotation of a GenBank genome assembly